Messenger RNA from Beta vulgaris subsp. vulgaris (sugar beet), 1188 nucleotides. Its product is annotated as inositol monophosphatase. Gene Ontology annotation, biological process: signal transduction; inositol metabolic process; phosphatidylinositol phosphate biosynthetic process. The record is from RefSeq and is a predicted model, not a curated record. NCBI's taxonomy places the organism in Eukaryota, Viridiplantae, Streptophyta, Magnoliopsida, Caryophyllales, Amaranthaceae. The coding region runs from base 141 to 953 and encodes 270 amino acids. The transcript has 12 exons. Gene Ontology annotation, molecular function: inositol monophosphate 1-phosphatase activity.
AGAACGAUAAAAAAUCGAGGGAGUAAUAUUCUAUUCCCAACCCUCAUUAUUCGUAUAAUCAAGUUAAUCACCAAUUUAGAACUCGAACUCCCCUCUUCUCUUCCUCACUCACUCCACAGUCCCCUGUAGAUUGACAAAAAAUGGCUACCAAUGUGCCACUCUCAGAUUUCCUUGCAACUGCUGUUGAUGCUGCCAAGAAAGCUGGCGAAGUAAUUCGAAAAGGAUUUUAUCAAACCAAAAAUGUAGAGCACAAAGGCCAGGUGGAUUUGGUGACGGAAACUGACAAGGCAUGCGAAGAGCUUGUCUUUAAUCAUCUCAAGCAGUAUUACCCUGAUCACAAGUUCAUUGGUGAAGAAACUACAGCUCUCUAUGGUGCUACAGAACUGACAGAUGAUCCAACAUGGAUUGUUGAUCCACUUGAUGGGACAACUAACUUCGUGCAUGGGUUCCCUUUCGUGUGUGUAUCAAUUGGUCUCACCAUCCGAAAAGUCCCAACUGUCGGUGUCGUGUAUAAUCCAAUUAUGGAUGAGCUCUUCACUGGAGUCCGAGGGCAAGGAGCUUUUCUAAACGGAAAGCCUAUACAAGUGUCUUCGAAAGAUGAACUUGUCAACUGCCUCCUUGCAACAGAGACUGGCACACAACGUGAUAAAGCCACUGUUGACGCCACAACAAACCGAAUUAACUCAUUGCUUUUCAAGGUGAGAUCCGUAAGAAUGUCAGGCUCCUGUGCAAUGAACUUAUGCGGUAUAGCUUGCGGAAGGCUUGAUCUUAUGUAUGAGAUUGGAUAUGGAGGUGCAUGGGAUGUCGCAGCUGGCAUUGUAAUUGUUGAAGAGGCUGGAGGGCGUGUUUUUGAUCCGUCUGGUAAAGAUUUUGAUAUUACAGUCACUCGAGUAGCCGCUUCAAACCCCCUUAUUAAGGAUUCAUUUACUGAGGUUUUUCAACAAUCUGAAUGAGAAAACAAACUAGCAAACUAUGAACAAUACAUUCAAUUCAUAUUACAAGCUGCUGUUGCACUCUUCUAUCUGUCAGCACCAGCAUUUGGUAUGUAAUUUUUUGCACAUUAGAAAAUUUGUCAAGUUUUGCUUUUUAAUCCUAAUUAAUGGUCCUAAUGUAUUGAACAAACAGAGAAGUGCAUUACCACUUAGAUUAUACAUAAAUGAGCAUGAUGUGCAAUAUGUUCCUGGCUAA